Mercurialis annua (annual mercury) is the source of this 690-nucleotide messenger RNA. RefSeq lists its product as uncharacterized. Lineage: Eukaryota; Viridiplantae; Streptophyta; Magnoliopsida; Malpighiales; Euphorbiaceae. The record is from RefSeq and is a predicted model, not a curated record. The coding region runs from base 1 to 690 and encodes 229 amino acids. The transcript has 2 exons.
AUGACAAUAAGAGGGAAUUCUUUUUCUUUUCAAUACCCACAACUCACUAAUACCAAUUAUGAGAAUUGCUCAAAUAUAAUGAAAGCUCUUCUUGGUUCACAAGGUGUGUGGGAUAUUGUUGAAAAUGGUUUUGAGCCGGCCGAAGAUGAGGUGGCAUUAAAUCAAGUUCAAAGACACACUUUGAAGAAAGAGAGAAAGAAAGAUCAAAGUGCUCUUACAAUCAUUCAUCAUGGUUUGGAUGAUAAUAUAUUCAAAAAGGCGGCAAUUAAUACUACUUCGAUGCAGGCUUGGGAAACUCUUAAAAACUCUGUCAUACUUGGAGAAAGAAUAGAAGAUGUUCGUGUAGUUGAGAAUCAUGUUGUGGUUUCCAUUGAAGAAUCAAAAAAUACGGAGACCGUGACAAUUGAUCAAUUGUGUGGAUCUUUGUGUGCCCGUGAAGAAAGAAUGAAUUGUGGAAAACAAGAACAUUUUAGUCAUACCUUGAUAACAAAAUUCUUUAGCAAAUCAAGAGGUGAUUCUUCUACUAGAGGUGGUCGUGGACUACUCCGUGAAAGAGGUCGUGGUCGUGGAUAUGGACGUGGUCAAGGAAGAGGUGAACACAACUCUUUCAAUGAAAAUAAAAAUCAAAAUUUUCAUAGAGGCCGUGGCAGAGGAAGAAGCAAUUUUGGGGUGUACGAGAGGAAAAAAUGA